Messenger RNA from Centropristis striata (black sea bass), 3414 nucleotides. RefSeq names its product RNA binding motif protein 44 (gene rbm44). The record is from RefSeq and is a predicted model, not a curated record. Bases 398 to 3061 code for a protein of 887 amino acids. Lineage: Eukaryota; Metazoa; Chordata; Actinopteri; Perciformes; Serranidae. The transcript is spliced from 18 exons. Gene Ontology annotation, molecular function: RNA binding.
AGGUGUCAUUUUACAUUUUUGUCAUUUUUGUUAUAAUAGCGGAUCCUUUUUUGGGACUACACCCAAGCUUGGACAUUUAAUGGCUGGAUAUAAUUUGACAGAAGUGAGAAAACGUGUGUUAGUUUGUGCGGACAGGCCUUUUUAAAGACGCCAAUUAAUGCGCAGAUUAGCCCGGUGAAGCUAACGGGAGCUAACGGCACCACCUCCGAACGGUAACGACAACUGAACCGAACUGAAACCUGUUAUUUGGUUUGAAAAUACGCUAAAAUGGCAAAACAACAGGUAACAAGCGUUUAAACGCGUUAUUAUUAUUUUUUUGAGUCGUCGGCGUUGUUUUUUUAUGUGUAUGUAUGUUUAGCUAGCUAACGUUAGCAAACCGUAACGACCCAGUUUAAGAAUGACGUCAGAUUUAGCCGCUACAGACGUCACACCGUUCAGGGAAAUCACCCCGUGUUUUUUUCAGACUCUAUGGCCAGUCUACCCCAUCUCUUUACCCUACGGGGUGGCGGUCUCCAGGCCGCCCUACGCGGGGAGUGAGUAUGCUGGCGUGGUGGUGCCUUCGUGGGUCACACCCAGGUUUUACGACCGAGUGUUAGAAGAGCAAAAAGAGAAGCGGAUCUUUUUUCUGGACAUUUCAUUAUUUGAAUUGGUGGAUGCCCAUAAAUACCUGUCCCUGACUGACCCCAAGCUGCUGGGUUGGUACCUGUCUUUGGGUCCAGACGACAGAAAGAUCAUACAAGAUGAAGGAGGGUUCAACCAGUUCCUGCAGAGACACCCAGCCUUAGAACUGUCCCAACAUCAUGUUUAUGUGAAGUGCUCUGCCAUGUACGCCAGUAACGUGAGCCAGACUUUGACCCGGCUCGGCCGCAGCAACAGCACAGACGGAUCCCAAAAUCAUCCAUGUGAGGAAAUCUGCCGAACCAAACACCAGGUCCACCUGCAGGCCUGCAGCCGGCCCGGCACACAGGAGCCAGACCACCCCAAAGAACUCACAGGUUUGCCACCGUCCGCUCUGAACGGGAGAAGACAGCCAGUGUCCAGCAGCAGCGCAGCAGGUUGCAGAGAUCCAGCUGGUCUGGCAAACUUGUCUCUGGAACUGGAUCUGGAGAGAUACAGACGGGGAGGAGAGCCUGAGCUCAGGAAACAGCGUGCAGCGACACACAGCCACAGUGCUGAUGGCACAUAUUCUGAAGGCAGUCCAUCACAGUCAGAAUGGGAAUCUAUUGAGAAAGACUUGUCUCCAGAUUACUUCAGCUUCGACGGAGACAAAGAGUACAGCGACCGCAGCAUCGUCCAGACUGCCGCGUCACAGCAGGUCGCCUCUCUUCUGGAGGAAAAGCCCACAAAGGAAGGGUGUCAGGACCCCACGGUCAGCUCUGUGGACGAGGACGGAGAUCACUUCCACAGCAUCAUGGAGGACGAUGACGGCAUCCUCGUCUGUCUGACCAGUGAUGAUGUGAAAACGUGUCACUCAGGAGUUUCCUCACAUCCAGUCACCUCUGACCCUGGAGCUCCAGCAGCCGGCAGCGAGACCUUAAAGUGCGUGAUGAAGAGGAGCACGGCAGAAAGGUCCACCUCUCCUAUCAGAGCCGUUACUGGCUGUGAGGUCGGGGUCGGCACUGAGCCGCCACCGCUCCUGUCAGCAGUCACACAAACUGAAGAUCCUCCAACAGCCGACAAGCACGUCAUCACUGAGGUCCACAUGGCAGACCUGGACUAUCUCACUGUGGAAUUCAUGAAACUCAAGCUGGCUCAAGAACAGCUGAGAGAGCAGAAAGAGAAAAGGUUGGGUUGUAAACUGAGGAAGGAGUGUGAGUGUUUGCAGCGUGCUCAGCAGGCAGAGCUGAGCCUGCUAGCCCUGCAGUACAGCAUGUGCAGACAGCACUGCUGGAAGCUCUACUGCACGUCUGCUGAGGGAGGACAGCUCCACCACAUGAUAAAGAACCCUCCUGCAAACAUCGUAAGACUUCUGCAGAAACUGGACGAUGACUUUAAUCAGAUGAGGGAUCAGAUUGUGGCCGGCGUCCCGCUGGAGCGACUCAAACCUCUGAGUGUUGACUAUGAGGAGAGAACCACAGGAGAACGCUACAUCCCUGCACAGAUCGUUGGUGGCGUGCUGGGAAAUGUUCCAUCUUGCGUCCAGGAGACACAGAAACAACCAUCAGGAGGAGAAAAUGGAAAUCCUGAUGAUGAAAGCACAAGUGACAGCGAGCUCAGUCAGAGAAGAGAGAAACCGAUCAAGACGGAGGAGAGCCGAGUACGGAGAGCUGCCACUCUGGUCCCCCAGGACAGAGACAAGCAGGAGAAAACAGCUGUUUGCAAAGAGCUGAGCACAUGUGAGGCGUGGUAUGAUGCUGAAGAGGAGCUGCAGCCUGCAGCAGCUGAGACGAGAGAGACAGGGAAUGCAAAAGAUAAAAACAACAACACAGAAUCGGUGAGCGAGGAGGUGAGCAGCUCCGUGCUCUGGGUGUCCAACCUGCCCGGUCAUGUCAGGGAGAGUGAUGUGAUGCUGUGGUUUGAGAAAUACCAGCCCUCUAAGGUCAGCAUCGCCGCUCUAAAGAAUGAUCUGAGUGUUGCCAUAGUGAUAGUAAGUGGAGCCCAAUCUGCCGAGGCUGCAGCGAGAGCGCUGAAUGGCUGCAGCAUGCAGGGCCGUACUUUACAUGUGGAGCACAUCAACAGAGCCUCUGGUGGGAGCCGGAGCCAGGACCAGGACACCAGCACACCACAGACCUCCAGACCUGAAGCCAGCAGCUCAGAGCGGACGCCGGUCCCUCAGCCUCCUCUGGGCUCCGGCACCAGGAGCACCAGGAGCAGGAAGGUGGUGAGUAUCUCCCCCACGGCGAAGGGAACCUGCGUGCCGCAGCACUACGGCACCAUGGGCAGCUUCGACACGCUGAUGGCCGAGCUGACGCAGCGCCACCCGGAGGCCGGGAGGCAGAGGAUCGUGGACGCUCUGAUCCAGCUGAAGGCUGAACACCAGGGCGUCCUCAGCGGCCUGCCCCUCAGGACCAUCAGGGACAUGGCCUCCCAGCUCCUGACCCGCCCACAGGACGCCACCUAGACACAGACAUGAGGAGAUAUGAGGGCUUUAUGUUGGUUUGUUACCAGUGAUUUGUUUGAAUAUCACAACUCAAGAUUUUCUUUCGUAGAUCAAUGAAUCUGAAAGAAAUGAGAAAAAGAUGUUACAGUCUAUGAUAGUUUUUGUGUCCCAAGUAGCAUCUGAUUUUAUUUUUUAUAUUCAGAAGUUUAUACAUUUGAAGUUAAAGGCCGUUGAUGCCACUGAUUCUGUAGUUAUAUUAGUUUUUAAUGGUUUAUAAAGGUUUCUAACAUGCUGUUUCAGGUUGUUUACAGUUCUAUACGCAGCAGCUUUGUUUGUGUUUUAUGUCAAGUUUCAUUAAAGAGGAGACAUUUAAA